UCCUCACAGCCAUCGAGAGCAUGACAGUGCCGAGCCUCCACAGCACCGAGCUGGCUGCCCACAUGGUGGAUGUGCUCACAGCAGAGGCUCAUUUCCCUUCAGGGCAGGUGCGAAAGAUCGUGAAGGUGAUCUACAGCAGCCUGCCUUCCAUCACAGCCCAGCCGGCUCUAGAAAGCCUGGGCAGGGCCCUGCUCGUGCUGGCCAGCAAAUACCCCAGGGAGAUGGUUAGCAGCCUGCUGGGCUGCUCCCCCACCUGCACCAGUGUCACCAUCACCAUGUGGAGGGAAAUGCUCUCAGAGUCCCCGGCCGUGGAGAAGGUGCUGCAGGAGCUGCUCCGAGUGCUCACAAACCAUUCCCUGAGGCACACGUCCCCAUCCAUCGAGGACUGGCCACGUGUACUCGCCCUGGCUGCAGCAAGGAUCCUGCCUGAGAUAAUCCAGCUGCCUCUUGUCCUGAAGGAGGCUGAGGCCAUUUUCCCCCAGCUCUUCCUGGCUCUCCUCUUGCAAGUGUCCUUCACCAUGGAGCUGACACUGCAGGAGGUGGAAAUCUUCUGGGAGGUGCACCAGCAGCACCAUCUCACUCCCAUCAGGGCUGCGGUGCAGUCCUUGAAGGUGCUGCUCUGCGGCGUGGGCCUCCAGAAGCAGAUGGAGGCCAUCGAGGAGCAGGGUGGCUGGGACGCGCUUCUCAGCACUGUGACCCACCUGCAGGGGGUGCAGGUGGUGGCCAGGGUGAUGAGGGAGCUGCCAGGUGCUCUGCGUGACCCCAUCUUCCACCAGCUGGUUGAGCUGCUCAGCACCAAGUUCUGCUCCUGGGAGAUGGUGGCCAUGGUCUUCCUCGUUGAGAUGUUGGAGUGUGUGGACCUCAGCGAAGAGCUGCACCGCGUCGUGAGCCUCUUCAGCACCUACCUGCAGAGCCAGAGUGUGGGCACGCAGCAGCUGGUGCUCAGGGGCAUCCUGCAGCUCAGCAAGAGGCAGGACACGGCGAGGAAGAUGCUCGGCCUGCUGCCGUGCAUCACGGAGCAGCUGCAGGACGCAGACAGCGGUGCCCGUGCCAUGGCCCUGCCAGUGCUCAGCAGCCUGCUGCGGCUCCUGGAGAGGGGGAAGCUCAGCCUCGUGGCUCUGGAGCUGGCCAGCAAUCUCCCAGCGCUCUUUGAGGACGAGUCCGGCACGGUGCGUCAGCUCUCCAUCCACCUCUUCCUUGACACGCUGAGCUUUGUGGAGGGCAGAGAAAAGAGGAAGAUGCGGAAGGAGGUGUACAGGAGCCUGGUCCCGCUGUAUCUGCACCUGCACGAUGAGGAAGAGAGCGUGGCCAAGGCCUCCCAGAAAGCCUUCCUCGGUGCCGCACGGUUCCUGCACUGGAGGCGGCUGGAGCACCUGGCAGAGGUGGCACAGUUCUGGCAGAUCGGCGAGUGCAUGCUGGUGGAGAGGAGGAAGAGUGCAGCACAGGACUACCUGGGCCAGAGCCUGCUUUACCUGCAGAGCCCGCAGGAGCCCCUGCGGCGGGAGGCCGUGAGGUUCCUUGGUGAGCCACAGAACUGA
Messenger RNA from Gallus gallus (chicken), 1538 nucleotides. Its product is annotated as maestro heat-like repeat-containing protein family member 6. Bases 21 to 1538 code for a protein of 505 amino acids. The transcript is spliced from 11 exons. The record is from RefSeq and is a predicted model, not a curated record. Gene Ontology annotation, cellular component: cytoplasm. NCBI's taxonomy places the organism in Eukaryota, Metazoa, Chordata, Aves, Galliformes, Phasianidae.